Moesziomyces aphidis is the source of this 3456-nucleotide messenger RNA. Lineage: Eukaryota; Fungi; Basidiomycota; Ustilaginomycetes; Ustilaginales; Ustilaginaceae. The record is from the annotation of a GenBank genome assembly.
AUGAGGAAGCAGCUCGACCCACGCAUCCCCACCCUCAUCCGCAACAAUGUCGCCCUCAACCACCGCUCCUUCUUCGUCAUCGUCGGCGACAAGGGUAAGGACCAGGUGGUCAACCUCCACUUCCUACUCUCCCAGUCUCGCGUACAGUCUCGUCCCAACGUGCUCUGGUGCUACAAGAAGGACCUCGGCUUCACCACCCACCGCAAGAAGCGCGAGCAAAAGAUCAAAAACGACAUCAAGCGCGGCGUCCGCGAGAAGGGCGAAGGCGAUCCCUUCGAGCUCUUUGUCAGCCUCACAGACAUCCGCUACUGCUACUACAAGGACACGCCCAAGAUCCUCGGCCAGACCUACGGCAUGCUCAUCCUUCAGGACUUUGAGGCAGUCACGCCCAACAUGCUCGCGCGCACCAUCGAGACCGUCGAGGGCGGCGGUGUCGUCAUCCUCCUUCUCAAGACCAUGUCCAGCUUGAGACAGCUCUACUCGCUCGGCAUGGACGUGCACCGCAGCUACCGCUCCAACGCCUCCGACGACGACCCCGUCGCACGCUUCAACGAGCGAUUCCUCCUCUCCCUCGGCGCCACACACGACACGCUUCUGCUCGACGACGAGCUCAACGUCCUCCCUCUCAGCAAGGCCAAGGACAUCAAACCUUUGCCCGAGACCAGCACUGGCACCGGCACCGGCGUCGGCUCCACCGUCCGCAAGGGCAAGGAGCGCGUCAAGGCCGAAGAGGAGCUCGCCGAGCUCAAGGACCAGGUGCGCGAAACAAAGGUCGUCGGUGAAGUCGUCCGCCACGCAAAGACGCUCGACCAGGCCAAAGCCGUGCUCACCAUUCUCGACAUCCUCGCCAGCUCCUCGCUCUCCACCACCGUCGCACUCACCGCCGCGCGUGGUCGUGGCAAAUCGGCGGCGCUGGGUCUCUGCAUCGCCGCCGCCGUCGCCCAUGGCUACAGCAACAUCUUUGUCACCUCGCCCAGCCCCGAGAACCUCAAGACGCUCUUCGAGUUUGUCUUCAAGGGUCUCGAUGCGCUCGGCUACGACGAGGUCGCAGAUUGGGACCUUCAGCGCGGCACGGGCGAGUGGAAGGACGUCGUCGUCCGCGUCAACAUCUUCCGCGGACACCGUCAGACCAUCCAGUACAUCCAGCCGCAGGACCACCAGGUGCUUGGCCAGGCCGAGCUCGUCGUCAUCGAUGAGGCCGCCGCCAUCCCGCUCCCGCUCGUGCGAAACCUCAUGGGGCCCUACCUCGUCUUCCUCUCCUCCACCAUCAACGGCUACGAGGGCACCGGUCGCAGCCUCUCGCUCAAGCUCAUCCAGCAGCUGCGCGACAACGCGCGCGGCGUGGCCAGCGCAUCUGCGGACGACAGUGCUGCAUCGUCCAGCAAGGCGUCUGGCAAGGAUGGCAAGGGCAGUCUCAGCACUGGCCGUGCAGCAGGCGCCGCACUGGCAGCACGCUCGCUCAAGGAGGUCGAGCUCAAGGAGCCCAUCCGAUACUCGCGCGGCGACCAGAUCGAAUCGUGGCUCCACCAGCUGCUGUGUCUCGAUGCCUCGCUCACGCGCACCUCCUCGGCCGCACUCAAGGCCAAGGGCUGUCCGCACCCGUCGUCGUGCGACCUGUACAUGGUGAACCGCGACGCGCUCUUCAGCUACCACCCGGCGUCCGAGCUCUUCCUGCAGCGCAUGAUGGCGCUGUAUGUGGCGAGCCACUACAAGAACUCGCCCAACGACUUGCAGCUCAUGAGCGAUGCGCCCGGUCAUCGGCUGUUUGUGCUGCUCGCCCCACUCAAGCCCGGCGAGGGCGGCCUUCCGGAGCCGCUCUGUGUGGUUCAGGUCGCACUCGAAGGCAACAUCAGCCGCGGGGCGGUGCUCAACAGUCUCAGCCGCGGCACGCGCGAGGCAGGUGACCUUAUCCCCUGGCUUGUGGCGCAGCAGUUCCAGGAUGCCGACUUUGCGUCGCUCUCGGGCGCACGCGUGGUGCGCAUCGCAGUGCACCCGGACUACGCACGCAUGGGCUACGGCGCACGCGCACUGCAGGCGCUCGAGGCGUUCUACACCGGCCAACUGCUCGACCUCGACAACGUGCGCGACGAUCUGGAUGACGGCGAGACCUUUGCCGCCGUGCGUGACCGCAAGAUCACCAAGGACACGAGUUUGUUGCAGGGCGACGAGAUCCGGGUGCGUGAUGCGGCACGUAUGCCUGCGCUGCUGCAGCGACUGUCGGAACGCAGACCCGAACAGCUCGACUGGCUCGGUGUGUCGUACGGCCUCACACCGCAGCUGUUCAAGUUUUGGAAGAAGGCGGGCUACACGCCGCUCUGGGUGCGUCAGAUCGCCAACGACCUGACGGGCGAGUAUACGGCGGUGCAGCUCAAGGCGCUCGACACGUCCACCUCCACCACCGGCUCGGCAUGGCUCGGUGCGCUCGCCGCCGAUUUCCGCAAACGCUUUGUGGCUCUGCUCUCGUACAGGUUCCGCGACUUUGCCACGGUCACGGCGCUGACGGUGCUCGAAGCCGCAACGCACGGCGCCAAGCUCGGCGAGACGGAAGCCGAGAUCUCAACUUCGGCACCGCUGGGAGCUGUCGAGCUGCGCACGCUGCUCACGCCGUUCGACAUGAAACGGCUCGAGUCGUAUGCGAACAACAUGGUGGAGCUGUCGGUGGUGUUGGACCUCAUGCCCACGCUUGCUGCGCUCUACUUUAACAAUCGCCUGCGUGCGGUGCGCGAGGACGAAGCGGCUGCUUCGGCGAUCAACGCGGCCGAGGAGGAGGAGGAACUGCGUCUUUCCGGCUUGCAGUCGUCGCUGUUGCUGGCGAUUGGGCUGCAGAGGAAGACACCCGACGAGAUUACGGCUGAAUUGAGGUUGCCUCUGCAGCAGGCGCUUGCGCUGUUCGUCAAGACCGUCAGGCUGCUCGUCAAGAGUCUGCGCAAGGUCGAGAAGGCGGCGAUCGCGCACGAUAUGCCCGAACUCGGCGCCGGACUCGAUGCGCGUGCGCCGCUGCGCAGGAAGGCUAACGGUUCAGAGGGUGGCGACUGGUCGGCGCUCAAGGGCGAUUUGAACUCCGAACUGCGCGAUGCAGGCCGUGACUUCCUCGCCCAACACAAAGCUCAAGCCAACCCCGAACUCGACGACGACAAUGCUGACGACGAUGACGAGGAUGAUGAUGAGAAGGAUGAGGAGGAUGAGGAGCUGCGCGUGGCCAAGCAGAAGCUGAUUGACGAGAUGAACUUGUCCAAAUACGCCAUCAAGGACGAUGCUGACGGCAGCACCGACUGGAGCCAGGCAGAGGCCGAGGUGGCCAACCGGCUGCGAAAGAGCGGCAACGACCUGUCGAGCAUCAACACCACCGUCUCGGUCAAGGGCGCCAAGCGUGCCGUCGACGACGGCGACAAGUCCGACUCGCCCAAAAAGGGCGCCGACAAAAAGGGCAAGAGCAAGAAGCAAAAGCGCCGCUAA